This is a messenger RNA of Anthonomus grandis grandis, 1305 nucleotides long. Its product is annotated as meiotic recombination protein DMC1/LIM15 homolog. Gene Ontology annotation, biological process: chromosome organization involved in meiotic cell cycle; mitotic recombination; reciprocal meiotic recombination. The record is from RefSeq and is a predicted model, not a curated record. Gene Ontology annotation, cellular component: nucleus; condensed nuclear chromosome. NCBI's taxonomy places the organism in Eukaryota, Metazoa, Arthropoda, Insecta, Coleoptera, Curculionidae. Gene Ontology annotation, molecular function: single-stranded DNA binding; ATP-dependent DNA damage sensor activity; DNA strand exchange activity. The transcript has 7 exons. Bases 92 to 1222 code for a protein of 376 amino acids.
AAAAACAGUUGCGUGCAGCAUUCGAAUCCUAGAUUACUGCCAAAUUUUAAGUUUAAAGAGCGUAUAAAAAGUUGAAAUAAAUUUUAAAAAAAUGGCCCAAAUGGCUGAAAAACCUCGAGAAAUUGUAGAAAAACAAAUCGAAGAAGUGCAAAAAGUGGUAGCGGUAUCGGAGGUUUCGAGCGAUGAAAGAACCGAGGCAGAAGAAUCAGUUCUGAACAGUGAGGAGGAAGAUGUCGGUUUUUUGGAUAUUGAUUUACUUUUAGAUCACGGGAUUAGUUUAAAAGAAGUUAAUCAACUUAAAAAGGCCGGGUUUAAUACGGUUAAAGGAAUUCAGAUGGCUACCCAGAAGAAGUUGUCGAUGAUCAACGGAUUCAACGAAGCGCAAGUGAUUAAAAUCAAAGAAGCGUGUAAAAAAAUCGCUCAAAUCGGUUCUGCUACGAGCUCUUUUAUAAAUUGCCUGGAACUGUCUGAGCAAAGAAAACAAGUUUUCCGGUUAUCCACUGGUAGCAAAAAUAUCGACAAAAUUCUAGGUGGCGGCGUAGAAUCCAUGUCUCUUACCGAAGUUUUUGGCGAGGCACGCACAGGCAAAACACAACUCGCCCAUACCCUGUGCGUGACCGCACAAAUGCCCGGUGAAAACGGCUAUUUAGGAGGGAAAGUUAUCGUUAUUGAUACUGAAAGCACUUUCCGGCCGGAUAGGAUCAAACCGAUAGCAGAUCGAUUUGAUUUAGAUAACACAUCUGUUCUGGAGAAUAUUUGUUAUGCUCGAGCAUACAAUUCGGAACACCAAUAUGAACUUUUAAAUGGUGUGGCUGAAAAGCUCCAUGAGGAACCUGGUAUGUUCAAACUCCUGAUAGUAGACUCCAUUAUGGCCCUAUUUCGAGUAGAUUUCAUCGGUUCGGGAGAAAUGUCUGAAAGACAAUCGAAAUUGGGACUUAUGCUAUCACGUUUACAGAAAAUCAGCGAGGAAUACAACAUUGCGGUGUUCCUAACAAACCAAAUUACCACCGAUCUAAACUUCACAUUAUUGAAUGACUUGGAAGUUAAACCGGUUGGCGGUAAUAUUUUAGCUCACACCUCCACCACCAGAAUCGCCUUAAAAAAAGGAAAAGGAAAUAUUCGUAUAGCAAAAUUAUACGAUAGUCCCAAUUUAGAAGAGAAAGAAACGGAAUUUCUUAUCACAAACGGCGGUAUCGCUGACCCCAAAAGUGACGACGAAUAAUCAUCCAAAUAUUUAUCUAAAACGCAUAAAUCACAUUAAUUGUUAAGUAGAUCAUGGAUUAAAUAUAUUAGUAAUAACAUUAA